CAACAAAGCUAAUUCAAGCUAUAGCAUGGCAUCAAUCGACGUCAUCAUCCAAGCUUUCAUCAUGUAAGAGUCUCGUAUCGUCUAGCUCCAAGAGUUCUUCAACAUGGACAGAAUUUAAGAAUGAUCUUUUUGAUGAUUAUGGAGGAAUGGAUUCAGGAAGUCAUGCGCUUACUCUAGGAAGGUUAUAUGCUUGGGAAAAGAAGCUCUAUGAAGAAGUUAAGGCUGGAGAUAUCACACGGAAACUAUAUGAGAGAAAAUGCUCACGACUUAAGCACCAGGAUAUAGGAGACGAUGACGCCAUGGACAAAACUCGAGCUGCAGUAAAAGAUUUAUAUGCUAGGAUCCUGGUUGCAAUUCGGAGUGCUGAGUCAAUCUCCAAGAGAAUCCAGAUACUGAGAGAUGAAGAACUGCAGCCCCAAAUUGUUGAGUUGUUGAAAGGCUUAAUGCGCACCUGGAAAAUUAUGUUGGAAUGUCAUGAAACCCAAAACAAGAUUCUUUUUGAUGUGAAAUCUUUUACCGGCUCCACGUAUGGAAAGUUCAGCAACAACUCUCACAGGCGAGCAACACUUCAGCUUCAGGUCGAGCUUCAGAAUUGGCAUGAAUGCUUUAAGGAGUAUGUUGCAGCACAAAAAGCAUACGUCGAAACUCUCCAUGGUUGGCUGACCAAGUUCGUGGUCCCUAAAGAGGAAUUCUACUCUAGGAGCAGUUCAGCUGUGCCAUAUGGGGUCAAUGGUCCACCAUUGCUUGUGAUUUGCCGUGAUUGGUUGGUUUCUGUGGAUAAAUUACCGGAUAGGGCAGUCACCAUUGCCUUGAAAAGCUUCGCAAAGGACGUGAGGGCUCUGUCUCUUCAGCAAGGGGAAGAACAGCAACAAAAAAGGAAAGUUGACAGCCUAGCAAAAGAGCUCGACCGGAGAAUUCUAUCAUUCCAGAAGACAGAGAGCAGGCUUCUUGAGCCAAAUCUUACAGAACACAAAUGCGAGUCAGAUAUGGAACGACAGAGUGAGUCCUUGACAGAGAAGAAGGAGCAGCUAGACGUGUUCAGAAGAAAGCUGGAUGUGGAGAGGGAAAAACACCAAAAUUACAUGAAAGAAACUCAAAGGAUCACAUUGAAAGGAUUUCAAACUGGCUUUUGUGCAGUUUUUGAGUCCUUGUCCGAGUUCUCCAAGGCUUCUCAAAAAAUGUACAAUGAACUAGUUACUUGCAGUGAAAAUGCAGAAAAAGUUGGGAACCCAGCGUAUAUAGAAGGCACAAAGCAUGAAGAAAAUAGCAGCAGGUGACAUAUGGGCUUUUGAGAAUUUGGAACUGUGGAUUGUAUUUGUAUAUAUAUUGUGUCAAAGCCGCUCGCUGAGACACAAUUAUUUUAAGUUUUUGGGGGUGGUCUUGUAUUGUAGCAACGAAUUGUUAAAUGUUGCUAUAAUUAGUUGUUAUGAUUGGUAUCUGCAACUCUCGUGGUAGACUUCUUUGUUUCCAAAUGAACAGAACUUUCUCCAUGGUUU
Messenger RNA from Prunus mume (Japanese apricot), 1496 nucleotides. Its product is annotated as protein ALTERED PHOSPHATE STARVATION RESPONSE 1-like. NCBI's taxonomy places the organism in Eukaryota, Viridiplantae, Streptophyta, Magnoliopsida, Rosales, Rosaceae. The record is from RefSeq and is a predicted model, not a curated record.